AUGAUAGUAACGUUUAAAAAAAAAUUUUUUAUAAAUUUUUCAGGUAUUUUAUCGAAUUCAUCAACGAAAUGGAUAUCACAACAUCCGGCAGUGUUUAAAAAACAACAAAUAAUAAGAAAAAAUUUAACGAACAACAGCAACAGCAGCAGUAGCGGAAGCAACAAUCAGGCUUACUAUUGGUCAUCGAUUGGGAAAAACUUCAAAUCGCAAGAAAAAUAUAUUAAUAAUAAUAAUAAUAAUGAAUUAUUAUCUAGUCAUGGAAAUCGUCGUUGUUGGGACGAACUUGGAGGAGAAAGUUCGUUAGACGGAACGACGGAUAGAAAAGAAUUUUCAUCGUCAACGCCAACGAAAGAAGUUGGGUACAGAACAACAAACGACAACAAUCGAAGAAUGAUGAGUCUGGGCGAGGAGGAAAUGUCACCGAUAUUAAAAGAAAACAUAUUCGGUAAAAAAUCUAAAAUGACGUCAGAGGAAAUAUUUGCGGCAAUACACAAAUCAAAGAAAAAAUUAAACAUGAAGGAUGUGGAAAACAGGUGCGAAAGUCCGACAUGUUGGACGAAUCCGGAUAUCGGUGGGAAUAAAAUUCUGGUGACGAAAUCGAGAGAAAGAUCAAGUUGGUCACCGAACACGUCAGAAGAUUUGGAUUAUAAAAUAAACGAAGCAAGAAAUAGAAAAAGUUGGAUAGGAACGAAUGGCGGAGGUGGUACCAACAGCACCAACAGCAACAGCACUCCUAUAAAUUCGUUUAAAAAACUCCUUUUACAACAGGGAAGUAAAAAUUCACCAUCGAAAGAUUUAAGAAUAUCAGCCGUGGAACAAUUAAAACUAUCAAAAAACGGAAACGGAAACGUCGAAUCGUCAUCGACGUCAUCGUCAUUGACGUCAUCAUCAAAUCGUCGAGAUGUUAAUAAAUCGCCAUCGAGAACCGUUGGAGGUAACAGGAAUAAAUAUUUAUGGAAAUUUUCAUCUCCCAGAUCGGAUGUUCUCUCUUCUACAAUACCCGAAGAUUGUAGCGAAGUUGAGAAAUCUGAUGAUGCGGAUCAUGACGUCAUCGGUAUUAAUAAUAAUAAUAAUGAUAAAGACGAAACGCCGCGGUGGGUUCGAUCUAAAGGUUUAGAUUUUGUCAAGACAAAUAUCCGCGAUGGUAAAUUUGAUGAUGAAAUGAUGACGUCACGACAAACGGGUGAAAGUAAAUCCCUUGAAAUAACUAAAAAAUAUUUACAACAAGCGAGAAGAAAUUUUUUCAACGGUCAAACCGCAUCCCAAUCUUUUCUUACGAAAAAUUCUGUCGGUCUCCCACGUCUUCCCGUACCUGAAGGAUCCUCCGAUGACGAAAUCAAUUCUAAAGUGAAAAGAAAAAAAAUCAAAUUAUAUCCCUUGAAACGGCUCUUUGAAAACUAUGACGUAACAAAUGACGUCAUUGAUAAUUAUUUAUGA
Pediculus humanus corporis (human body louse) is the source of this 1437-nucleotide messenger RNA. RefSeq lists its product as uncharacterized. The transcript has 2 exons. The record is from RefSeq and is a predicted model, not a curated record. Lineage: Eukaryota; Metazoa; Arthropoda; Insecta; Psocodea; Pediculidae. Bases 1 to 1437 code for a protein of 478 amino acids.